AUGUUACUGAACCAAAUCGAUCAAUUUGCAUUCGAGCCAGACUGGCACGCUCUGCUUGCCUCCCCUCUCGUGCUCGGCGGAGACUGGGCCGCCGCCCUCGACGCCGUCGGCAUCCCGGACGAGCCCGAAGACCAGCUCGACAGCUGCUACAUCGCCGCCCACAGGAUUCCGGAGUCCCCGACGCCAGAUCAGCCAGAGGCAGCGUCUCAGGGCCUCGGCGCGUCCCGCACAGCCGCAGGAGCUGCCCGUCUCCGCAGCCUGCCCACCAGGCCAGACGUCGUCGUGAUCCACUCCCGGCAGCUCACGGCAGGGGACGGGCCGGUGGAGAUCACGCGGGAGCGGCUGGCAGAGCACUUCCACGAGAGCCUCGAGGUCGCGGCGGCCAAGAUCGGCAUCGGCAAGUCGACGAUGAAGCUGGUGUGCAGGCGGCUGGGAGUAGGGCACUGGCCGUACAAGCACCAGGGGAAGCGGGGGAGCAAGGGAGGGAGCCGGAGGGAGGUGUACAGCAGCGAUUGA
Guillardia theta CCMP2712 is the source of this 516-nucleotide messenger RNA. RefSeq lists its product as hypothetical. The coding region runs from base 1 to 516 and encodes 171 amino acids. Gene Ontology annotation, molecular function: DNA-binding transcription factor activity. Lineage: Eukaryota; Cryptophyceae; Pyrenomonadales; Geminigeraceae. The record is from RefSeq and is a predicted model, not a curated record. The transcript has a single exon.